GGAACUUGGACGCCAUGAAUUGUGUAAAUUAAAAUGAGAGUUGUAACCCUUCUUUUGUGUUGUGUGUGUGGAUUUUAUGGUGAAAAUGUGACCACUGUCCAUUUCGACAUUACGAUAAGUGACGAUACAGCACAUUGUAAUCCAGAAGUGACAAAUGGGAACGUGACUAAAAGAACUCAUAAAGUUGUUUCAACAACGGGACAAAAAAUUAUAUUAAAUGCGGGAUUGCAGCCAAUUUAUGGCCAUGUUGAAAAAGCCAAUUGCUCAUAUAACAAUGGUUCAGGAGAUUAUGCCUUAGAUGAUGAAUAUGACAUACAGCAACAUUAUGAUCCUUGGUUUGAGGAACACGAAGUUACAAAGCUCAUGUAUGGAAAAUGGAGUUGCAGGCUACGGUUUAACAAAAAUACACAACGUAAUAUAAAUCCUGUGGACCACGAAUCAUACACUUUUGUACUGUGUAGUAUCACCGUGGAAAAUGUUGUUUUCGAGGCGACUACACCUCCUCCAGCCGCUUUAGAAAACAAUUCGUUGAUGGAUGUCAACAACCCUAACUUAUGGUACAUCAUUGGAGGAGUGGGUAUCAUCGUGCUUUUGAUCAUCAUCGGGCAGACCAUAGCUCUGUGCUACUUCAGAAAAAAAGCUCAACCACAGCGCAGAAUGGACAAGAUGACACCCAGUAGUACAUUUGACAGAGGUGACCGAGCAAGGUACAGCGCGCCACCAUCCAAGAAGAGCAAAGACUCCAUACCAGAGCGUGACAGAGACAGCCAUAUCUACGAGAUGGUGGUUGUCAAUGGAAACUACAAUAAAGCCUCUGAGCUGUCAGCAGCAAUUGAAAGUGAGGCAAAUAAAGAUAUACGGAACCGACCGCCAUUGCCUCUACCGCAUGAAUUAGAACUUGAAGAAACUAUGCCGUGUAAAAAACAGUCCCGCAUAGCAUCCAUGGCUACUAACUUGAGACUAUCCAUCACCGGCACCAACAAUUUGAGGACCAGGAAGAAAGAACUACCCCCACCGCCUGUGCAAAGCUCCAAGAAAGCACCACCCCGCCCGCCGAAGCAGAUUGACGAGGAGAGUCUACCAGGCUCCUUGAAGCGACCGGCAAAAACUGCACCAGUGGCACUUGCUUCUGCUCCCGUCUUCAAACCUGGCGCGAUACCUAGGAAUACUGGUACUGAAUCUCCAAUGUCAGAAUUGAAAAACGUUUUCAAGAGUAGGAACAUUGGAAAAGGUAACUUUCCUCAGUAUUUAGAGGCAUAA
Messenger RNA from Leguminivora glycinivorella, 1260 nucleotides. RefSeq lists its product as uncharacterized. NCBI's taxonomy places the organism in Eukaryota, Metazoa, Arthropoda, Insecta, Lepidoptera, Tortricidae. The record is from RefSeq and is a predicted model, not a curated record. The transcript is spliced from 13 exons. Bases 34 to 1260 code for a protein of 408 amino acids.